UCAGAUUGCAGCGGGAUGAAAAAAAAAAGCAUAGACCCGGAAUGAUAGGAGGACAGGAGACUGCAGCAGCUGAACUCUGGAAGCCAGAGCUGGAUGAGGGACCUGAGUGAGAGGAGGCUUGGGCAUCCGGAGCUGAAAGCUGAGCAGCAGACACCACCGGAGCCUGUGAGGGCACGAUUGAGCAUGGGGCUUGCUUGCAAAAAAACCCGCACCACUGCAGAGGCGUCCUCUCUGGAACAUGGAGACAAGGUUUUUGGAAAAAAUCCCAGUCCCCUGGAAGAGAUUAAGAGACUACUGAAGAUCUCCAGGGCACUGCAAGCCAGGUCUGUACCCUCCAGCCAGGAGAAGGCAAAAGAUCUUUCUGGAGAGCCUGGGCAGCCAGAGGGGAAAGGCCAAGAAACCUAUCCUGGCCCUGGGGAAGUGGAGGGUAAGGCAGAAAAAAACAUGAGAAAGGAUGAUGUUUGCCCAGACAUGAAAUAUAUCAGCGGAUGGUCUCUCAUGGAAGAAGCCAGGGCAGCUACACCCAAUGACUUAGCAAUGAGAAACACCAAACCAGACAAACACCAAAAAAAAUGGGAA
This is a messenger RNA of Cercocebus atys (sooty mangabey), 579 nucleotides long. It is a transcript of the gene TXNRD3NB, whose product is annotated as thioredoxin reductase 3 neighbor. The record is from RefSeq and is a predicted model, not a curated record. Lineage: Eukaryota; Metazoa; Chordata; Mammalia; Primates; Cercopithecidae.